Molecule: messenger RNA, 4971 nt
Organism: Oncorhynchus tshawytscha (Chinook salmon)
Lineage: Eukaryota; Metazoa; Chordata; Actinopteri; Salmoniformes; Salmonidae
Product: ras/Rap GTPase-activating protein SynGAP
Exons: 19
Coding region: 8-4123 (1371 amino acids)
Biological process (GO): regulation of GTPase activity
Source: RefSeq, a predicted model, not a curated record
UUUUCCCAUGGUCAGAGUAGAUAUUAAGUUACAGUUUCAGACUGGAUUUAAGGUUCUCGGGUUCCUUCUCUCUCUCUCUCUCACAGAGCACACUCGAGCUCGCAGGAAGAGCAUUGCCACUGCGAGACAGCCAAGCAUGGAAACCCCUCCCACUGCCCCACCACAACCCUUCAGACAACAAAGCUUCCUCAGUCGAAAGUUGAAGGGCUCCAUCAAGAGGGCAAAGAGCCAGCCUAAACUGGAUCGAACCAGCAGCUUCCGCCACAUGAUUCUACCCCGUUUCCGUAGUGCUGAUCAGGAGAGGACCCGUCUAAUGCAGAGCUUCAAGGAGUCCCACUCUCACGAGUCCCUGCUCUCCCCUAGCAGUGCAGCGGAAGCUCUAGACCUCACGCUGGAUGAAGAUGCUGUCAUCAAACCUGUCCACUCCAGCAUAUUGGGCCAGGAGUACUGCUUUGAGGUGACUACCAAUUCAGGGACAAAAUGCUUUGCCUGCCGCUCGGCCGCUGAGAGAGACAAAUGGAUUGAGAAUCUACAGAGAGCUAUCAAGCCAAACAAGGACAACAGUCGAAGGGUGGACAAUGUGCUUAAGCUGUGGAUCAUUGAGGCCAGGGACCUUCCGCCUAAGAAGCGGUACUAUUGUGAGCUGUGUCUGGAUGACAUGCUGUAUGCACGCACCACUAGCAAGCCCCGCACGGACACUGUCUUCUGGGGCGAGCACUUUGAGUUCAACAACUUGCCUGCCAUUCGCAGCCUACGCCUGCACCUUUACAAGGAGACAGACAAAAAGAGACGCAAGGAGAAGAGCACGUACCUCGGCCUGGUCACUAUCCCCAUAUCGAGCAUCACAGGCAGGCAGUUUGUGGAGCAGUGGUACCCGGUGAUCCAGCCCAGUGCUUUGGCUAAGGGUGGCGGUGUAGGCGGUGGCAAGGUCAUCAAUGCCUCAAUCCGCCUCAAGUCCCGUUACCAGACCAUGAGUAUCCUGCCCAUGGAGCUGUACAAGGAGUUCGCUGAGUACAUCACCAAUAACUACCGUACGCUGUGUGCCGUGCUGGAGCCUCUGCUCAGUGUCAAAAGCAAAGAAGAGGUGGCGUUCGCGCUGGUGCACAUUCUCCAGAGCACAGGCAAGGCCAAGGACUUCCUUUCAGACAUGGCGAUGUGCGAGGUGGAUAGAUUCAUGGACAGAGAGCAUCUGAUCUUUCGAGAGAACACCCUUGCUACUAAAGCCAUAGAGGAGUACCUCAAAUUGAUAGGGCACCGGUACCUCAAGGAUGCCAUAGGGGAAUUCAUUCGAGCAUUAUACGAGUCAGAGGAGAAUUGUGAAGUGGAUCCCAUGCGCACUCCACCGUCUGUCCUCGCCGACCACCAAGCCAACCUCCGCAUGUGCUGCGAGCUGGCACUCUGCAAGAUUGUCAACUCUCAUUGUGUGUUUCCACGGGAGCUGAAGGAUGUCUUUGCCUCUUGGAGGGUCAGGUGUGCCGAACGGGGAAGGGAGGACAUCGCAGACCGCCUCAUCAGCUCCUCCCUCUUUCUACGCUUCCUGUGUCCCGCCAUCAUGUCGCCCUCUCUCUUUAACCUCACCCAGGAGUACCCCGGAGAGCGGACAUCCCGCACUCUGACCCUCAUCGCCAAGGUGGUGCAGAACCUGGCCAGCUUCUCCAAGUUUAGUGGCAAAGAGGAUCACAUGUGUUUCAUGAAUGAGUUUUUGGAGAUGGAGUGGGGCUCCAUGCAGCAAUUCCUGUACGAGAUCUCCAACAUGGACACGGGGAGCAACGCCGGAGGCUUCGAGGGCUACAUCGACCUGGGCAGGGAGCUGUCAGUGCUCCACAGCUUGCUGUGGGAAGUCAUGGCCCAACUGAGCAAGGAUGCUAUUCUGAAGCUUGGCCCCUUGCCACGUCUGCUGAAUGACAUCAGUGUAGCCUUGAGGAACCCCCAGCUCCACCGGCAGGCCAGCCACCAGCCAGACAGACAGCAGGACAGGCUCAUCACACGGCCCUCCUUCAAUCGCAUGGUAUCAUCCGAUUUCCAGAGCCUCAUGAUGCGGGAUCUCAACAGCUCAAUAGACAUUUCCCGUCUCCCCUCCCCAACCUCGGCAUUAUCUGGGGGUGGGGUCCUCUCGUCUCAUGUCAGCAUGGGAAGCUUUGCGGAACGAGACCCCCGCGGUUCAAAGGACGUUUUCUACGUGACCCGUCCCCCCUUGGCUCGGUCCAGCCCUGCGUACUGCACCAGCAGUUCUGACAUCACUGAGCCAGACCCAAAGGUCCUCAGUGUGAACAAAAGUGUGUCCAUGAUGGACCUGCAGGACUCACGCAUGAACAGCAUCUCUAACCUCCAUUCGGUGGGUGAUAUGCUCAACUCCUCCCAGGCCUCCAUAGCAGGCCUGGGUCACAGUUUCGGGAACCUGGGAGGCCCGCUUCGCAUGGGAGGCCACAUGUCCUCCGGUGGCUCGGGGGGCUCUGGUUUGAGGCUGAGCCAGAUGGGGGGACCCCUCCACCAAAUGGGGGGUCCCACCGACUCUCUCUCCCAGCAGCAGCAGCAUGCGGCUGCCGCCAUGCACUUUCCCCUCUCCUUCCAGAACCCCCUCUUCCAUCUGGCUGCCGACGGCCCUCGGGGUCAGCCUCACAGUCGUCCUCAAGCCCAGCCGCCUCCCCCUCCGCUCUUGCUGGCCCCAGAGCUUGACAAUUCCCACCACCAACAGGGCUACGUGCGGGCGUUCGGCCACAGCGGCUUCUCGCGCAGCGAGGAUCUGUCGGCCCUGCGGCCACAGAGCAGUCUGGUGCAGCCCAGUAUUGUCCACUCGCACAGCUACAGUGACGACUACACGCGGCAGAACCAGAACGCUGAAUACGCCCGGCGCCAGCUUUCACUGCAAGUGCAGGAGAAUCUCCAGCAGCAAAUUCUUAUGGGCAUGACCCCUCAGACGGCAACAGGCAUGGGCACCCCCACCUCCUUGGCCACUCCCCCUUCCACCGUGCACCCUGUCCGUCAUGGCUCCGUAGCACCGCCUCCCCCGCAGCGCCUCAAAUCCCAGCUGUCCAUCAGCCCCGGGGCCACCUCCACCCCUCCCAAAGCCCGCCCCCAGAGCAGGAACCUCCUUCUCCAGUCGCCCGAGUCCAGCUUUGGUGGUAGGCAGCCCUCGCCACAGCAACAACAGCAGCAGCAGUUGUCCGUCAAACAGUCUGACAGCCCAGCCCCUGGUCUCCCGCGCCAGUCGAGCUCUGCCAGGGACAGCCAGGGGGCGCCACAAGGGGGCAACGGAGAGACCACUGACACCCCGACUAAGAGCUCCAAGCAGCCUCAGACCACAGACACCCCGACUAAGAGCUCCAAGCAACCUCAGCAGCAGUCCCAGCAGCAGCAACAGCAGCCUCCACAGCAGCACCUGCUCAAGCCCACAGUCAAUAAGCAGGUUUCUCAGUCCCCCUCCACCCUGACACCCAACGAGCGCACUGUGGCCUGGGUGUCCAACAUGCCACACCUCUCUGCCGACAUCGAAAUAUUGCGUAGCUCAUCAAACCUUGAGGACCUCAAGCUGAAGGAGUACUCCAAGAGCAUGGACGAGUCUCGCAUGGAUAGGGUAAAGGAAUACGAGGAGGAGAUCCAUUCUCUGAAGGAGCGCCUGAUAAUGUCCCAUCGGAAGCUGGAGGAGUAUGAGCGCAGGAUGCUUUCACAGGAGCAGCAGACCAGCAAGAUCCUAUCGCAGUACCAGAACCGGCUGGACGACAGCGAGCGCAUGCUGAGGCAGCAGCAGCUGGAGAAGGACAGCCAAAUCAAAGGCAUUAUCAACAGGCUGAUGGCUGUGGAGGAUGAGUUGAGAGAAGAGGACUCUUCCUCUCUGGGUUCAGCAGACCCCCAUGGUCUCCCCGGAGGGGGGGGAGGGACGGCCACCGCCACUGCCAGGCCCGGGGUCUCCUUUUCGGGCGUCUCCUGUGCCAGCACCCCUUGGAACGGAGCCCUCCCUCCCGUCCCACCUCCCCGCCUACACGUCAGCCACAACGGGGAGCUCCGUGGCAACCGAGCCUACCCCUCGACUACUACCAUGGCUACGCCAGCCAGGAGCACGGCAUCUUGGACCUCGGCAACAGCAACAUCAGAUCCAAGCUUAACCGGGAGGAGAGCAGUCUAAUAACGAAAUCCAAUCCAACCGUUUUACGGAGGACACCCUGGAACCUGACUGGCAGAUCAAAUGUGGGCGGAGCUGAUAUGGGUCCAGGCUUAAUCCUAUUGGCUGAAACAUAGAAGAGGUCUGCAGUACACGGCUACUCCAGAUCUUGAUUCCCCCACAACAAGCUGAGCUUUAGGAAAAUUCAAAGGGGGGAGGGUUCUUUACAUGCUAACACACCUUCUCCAGUCCCUCAUGCAUUUGCUCUCUCUUUCUCUUUCUCUCUGCAAUACCACUAAGUCUUGACCCUGGUGACAAUCAGUCCAGUAUUAGCGGUGCUGUUUACAGUAUCUACGUGUUGCAGUGACCCAUUCACGAGUGAUGAAACAUUGCAAUAUCGAACCUGUUGUUUCAAUUUUAAUAGGUAUGACAAAGCACAAUACUGAGAAAGAGAGACUUUGGGGGAUCCAAAGACCCCCCACCUCAAAUAUUCACUUCACUUAAUUAAUUCCCCUGUGACACACCUGCUACACUGAACGCGUAACCCAGUGGGUAGAAGUUUUGAUUACAGAGCUAGUGCCUGCGUGCCUGUCGUGGAGACGUGCUGCUUACGCCCAGGUUUUAUUGAAAACAAUGGGAGCAUCUCAUACUCGGUAAAAGUCAUGCGUCCAGUGUAGCAGGGCCUGUUAUCCUGUCAACCACCAUGGCGCCAAUGUUUUAUAUGUUCUUAGUAUUCAACUGAUACCCUCUCAUUCCAGAUGGUGAAUGAAAUUAAAGCAUAAUGCACAAUACUGCCCCUCAGACUAUAUCCAGUACCAGUCAAAAGUUUGGACACACCUACUCAUUCCAGGGUUUUUCUUUAUUUGUACUAU